AUGGCAGCCGCGGGAUCCCGUCAGUUCAUCCCGGGCGCCCGUGCCCAGCAGCCGUACCUCAACCGUUUCACCCAGUUUUUCUUUACCGAACUCAACAGGGGCUUUUCCUCGCCGUGGGUUUUCUUCUCCUCGGGGGUCUUCUUCUUUUACUUCACCUGGCGUGUAACAGAGCGUUACAUCGAGGACUGUCACAAGGUGGGCUCCCGUACCUGUGCCAGCCCCACCCAUCGCAUCCCUAUGGCAGAGAGCCACAACCUCCUUUGGGGCUUCCAAGGCCACAACACCCCCCUCGACAAGGCGAUUCUCGAAGAACGGAUGCCCGAUACUAGUCGGUACUCCGCCUGCGGCGAUUCCGCCGCGCGGGAGGAGGAGUUACGGCGGCCCAUUCUCAUUCAUAGCGAGCCGAGUGAGCUGAGCACGCGCCCUUCACCGCGGAAUCCCACGGGAGCGGUGGAUUUGGUUUGUUUGGAGCUUUCCGAGUACGAUCCGCAGCUUCACGAUGAUGUGUAUUACCGAAGCUUACACUACGUCGCGAGGGAGAAGGGUGACUCCGCAUCUAGCGAGGGAGAAAGCGGAACAUUAGAAACAACUAAACCAACAACAACAGCGAAUAAUCCUGAACAGGAGAGGUUAUCAUCUUUGUCUUUUGCUCAUAACGACCACCUGAACUUCAUGCCUGGGGGCGAUGGAGGAGUAAUUCACGGCUUGACGAAGUGCAAAGGGGUAACCACGCUCAACAACUGCGUUCCACUUGGCAAACACCUUGAGACUGAGGUCUCGAGGAAACUUCUGCUGAGUUUAGCCCCUGUUCACGUCUUACGGGACGUGUCGAAGGUACUUUUGCCCGUGCGCUUUACCAAUGUUAAGGAGGUUCCAGUAGAGACUUUGGUGAUAGGUCUCCAUAGCAGCGAGAUGCCGCGAUGGCUUAGCAACACCUUUCCUAACUUUAAUGUGAAUGUGAUUGAGGCAGAUGGAACCUUAGUGCGUAUUUGCCACCGUUUUUUUGGAUUUCGUGAGUCAAACAACCUUUCUUUGCGCAUAGGGAACCCUAUUGAUUACUUACGCAGUCUGGCAGCUAAUUUAGUGGUAGAUAAUAGCGGAGGUAGUGGUAAGGUUAGAAAACGUUAUGAUCUCGUGCUGAUCGACGCAAUUGACGGGGCUGGACAGCUGAGCACGCAAUUUGGCCACCUCGAGGCGCUCAACAACCUCCGAAACUGCAUGAGCAGGAAUGGAUGUGUAGCUAUUACGUUACCGAAUAAAAAUUCGUAUUUUCUUUACAAUAUGGUUCAAAAUUGGCGUAUGGCGUUUGCCGGUAGGCCUGUAGUGUUGAUCCAUUGCUACACCGCACCCUACACGAUUCUAAUGACGUUCCAGGAUGAUGCGGGUCGCGGGAAGGCAAAUAUCGGCAGCAUUGCAAACGUACAAGAGUUCCAGGAUUUGCUCCGCGCACAUCUUAGGCACUACGGGCAGGAUCGUGUACAGUUCGACUUCACAAAUGAGAUCCACGAGGAUAACUUUAAAGUGUUGAUCCCCGGGGAGCGGUAUGAAAGGGCUGCAUUUUUACCUCAUGGGCAUCCGGAACUUGUGCAACCGGUGGGUGGAGGAGAAAAGAGUCCGUUGGAGGGAUGGAACGCGUGGUUUCGAAGGGCUACAGGGAAGUUUAUCACCCCAGGCCAGCUGGCGGACAUGCGUGUCAAUGAUAUUCUCAAUCGAUAG
This is a messenger RNA of Phytomonas sp. Hart1, 1716 nucleotides long. Lineage: Eukaryota; Euglenozoa; Kinetoplastea; Trypanosomatida; Trypanosomatidae. The record is from the annotation of a GenBank genome assembly.